Corvus hawaiiensis (hawaiian crow) is the source of this 795-nucleotide messenger RNA. RefSeq lists its product as uncharacterized. The coding region runs from base 1 to 621 and encodes 206 amino acids. The transcript has 5 exons. The record is from RefSeq and is a predicted model, not a curated record. Lineage: Eukaryota; Metazoa; Chordata; Aves; Passeriformes; Corvidae. Gene Ontology annotation, cellular component: cytoplasm.
AUGCGGAGGUCUGUCUUUCUUCCUUUCAUACAGGAUGAUAGCCAGGUGCGGCUGCGCUCCAUGUUCGUCUUCCAAGAGAUGAUGCCUUUAUUAACGGCAAAGGGAAAAAAGGCCCUGAAGUCACACGUGCGCCAGAGCCUGCUCCCACUCUCCUUCCACUGCCAUGACGAGGACUGGCACGUGGCCAAUGCCUCCCGGGAAACGCUGCGUUGUGCGGCCAGCUUCCUGAAAAGGAGAGAUCUCGAACGCAUGCUGGACGUGGAUCAGACAUGGAGGUUCGGCGAGGGCCUGCUGGCAGAGGACAGGAGCCGAGCGGCCGAGCACUCGCGGCGGGCCCUGCCGUACCUGCGGAGCCCACAGGAGUCCCUGCGACAGGCGGCCAUCAGGUUCAUUGGCAUCGCCGGGCGGCACCUGAGGGGCCAGCAGGAAGAGCUCCAGCUCAUCUGCGAGGCCCUUGAAGACGCGUCCCGUGACAUCAGCCCUGCCGUUUCCAGCCUGGCGCGUCAAACAGCCUACGUCCUGCGGGCCCUGGAGAGAGCUCCGCGCUCCAUCUUCCAGGUGCUGCGAGAUGGACUCCGCAGGGCAUGCAGGACACGGCCUCGUCUGUCGGGCCGUGGCUAGCUGCAGUGCUGCAGCUCUGCAGCGACCUGAUCUGGGAGGCUCUCUCUGCUGGGGCCACCUGAGCCAGCGGGCAUUUUUCUUUCAGAUGGUUCUUUUCUUCUUUUGGUUUUUCCUUUAUAUGUAAAUAUAGAAUGUGUUUGUCUGAGAUUAAAAAUAGUUCAUGCCUCAACCAUC